Messenger RNA from Uloborus diversus, 1414 nucleotides. RefSeq lists its product as uncharacterized. The record is from RefSeq and is a predicted model, not a curated record. The transcript is spliced from 5 exons. Lineage: Eukaryota; Metazoa; Arthropoda; Arachnida; Araneae; Uloboridae. Bases 1 to 891 code for a protein of 296 amino acids.
AUGGUAGAUCUCCUGAGCGUUACCAUUAGGAUCCUGGCCGAGAGCUGCGACCCCUCUGUGAAGCGUGUCCACGUGGACUGUGGCCCUCCUCCUGUUCCCUAUGGGUCCCUGGACCCUUCCCUCGUCUGCUGGUACGGUAGUCCGCUCUGGGGUAGACCAGGGCUCAUCGCUGGACCAGAUGGAAAAGCUUUCUACCUGGCCCCUGCCCUGCCGGACGCCCUCUUUAAAGACAGGUUGGAUGGCUCAUACCUGGGCCCCAAGCUGGAGGGUCUGGUGCCCGAGAACCAAGUGACCCUUACGUACCACGUCCGGGAAGAGAGGAAGCCCAAGAAAGAGCCAAUGAGGAGUCCCUGCCGUACCGCACCGGAUUCUUCAGAAGACGCACUUUCAGACACCAGCUUCAGCACUCUCUCCGCAGGGACAGAGGAUGGCUUAGUGUCUAACAUGGAUGACUUAGAGGAAGAGGUGUGUCCGACCACAGAGGGCGAGCUCCGGCAGUUGGAUGAAAUCCUGACAGAGGUGGAUGCCCCGCUCCGCACCAAAAUCCUCUCAGAAGUGGAAUCGCUGAUUGCCAAGUACCGCAAGUGCCUCAGUGUAGCUGUGCAGGGAAAAAAGCUCUAUCAAAUGGAGCUGGAGAAGUUCAACUAUGUGCAAAGAGGGAAGAUUCGUAAACUCAGAGAAACCAACAAGUACCUGGAAAAAAAGAUGCGGAGGUUGCAGCAGGCCAUUGGAGAAGAGUCGGGCGAACCUCCCCCUCCUCCUGAAGCAAUCGUGACAGAAGAAGAAGAAGAGAAGCCAUUUGAGAACGAACCAUUCUGCUCUACAGAAGGAGAGAUGCAGGAUGCGGAGGAGAUAUGCGACUCUGCCAUAGAAGGGCCCACGGACGCUUGAGAAUCCUCCGCUGAUUUCUAUUGGUGCUCGUUUGGUGGCUGUCGCACCCCGGGGUGGAAAUGUGCCCCGACUUUUAGGGGGCAGGGUGGUUGCGGUUGAGUUGAAACAAUUCGUGUUGUGAUGUAAUGUCCACGAAUUAUUACUUGACUGCUUGCUAUGUCAUUAGUAUUGGAGACUUUAUGUUUGGUCAAGCAUUGUUAUUGCACUUGAAUGAGUGAAUGGUUUUGCAAUACUUAAUGAAAAUACUAGAGCUUUUUAGUGAAAAAUUAAGGGAAAACAAAAUGCUGUCACGUCUUCUGUGUAAAAAAAAGUGAGAUAUGGAAUUCUGUGAAUAGUUAAGUUUUUGACUGAAUUAGGAAUUUUAUUACUGGUAUUGUUUGUUGUUAUAAUUAUUUCCUUUUAAAAGUUCAAUGAUAAACUUGGAGGAAAACAAAACUGUUUCCAUAAUUUUGUAGUAUUAAAUAGCUUACUUGCCCAUUUGCUAUGUCCAAACAUCAUGAGGGGAAGGAGGGGGGGGGGGGCA